Prorocentrum cordatum is the source of this 1218-nucleotide messenger RNA. NCBI's taxonomy places the organism in Eukaryota, Dinophyceae, Prorocentrales, Prorocentraceae. The record is from the annotation of a GenBank genome assembly.
GGCCGCGGACGGGAGCGGCGGGCGGGGGGGGGGGCUCUUCUUUUCCGGGCUGCGCGCCCCACCUCCCGGGCUCGCGCGCGACCCAUGGCAGGCGCGUGGCCAGAGGGCUUGGUGUACAAGAACACUUUUCUGGACUGCGAGUCGCCGUGGGUCUCUCCUGUCACCGUGGAGCGGCGCGCCAAGUCGGACCCCUCCUCGGACCGCUUCUCGGCGUCGGAUCUGGCUGGCGACGGCAGACUGGAGAAGAGGCAGCUCUCCUGGGCGACUGCAGACUGGACACUGCCCGGCCACUGCAGCAGGGAGCAGCGGUCUUUGACCUCUGGGACAGGCAGCGGCAGGAGCGAUCGUGGAGGGCCAGGGUGUGUUUCGGUCGGGCCGCAGCAGCAGGAUCCGUCGUGGCCCGAGCCAGCGAAUUUGGAGUCCGCCGCUUGGACACUCCGCCAGGAGAUGGAGGAAGAGGAGCGCUCGAAGGAGGGCCUAAAAGCGGGGACCCCCAUGACAAAGACGCAGCGGCGUCACUUGCAGCGAAAGUGUGCGAAGGUCAGGCAGGCGAGCGAGAUUCCCGACGCAGCGGCCGGCAGCUCGAAAAACUCCACCAAGGUCUCUCUGUGAUGGCCCCUGUUCGUUCAGGUCCUGGUAGCUGGUAGGAUGUGGCCUGCGUUACCUCGGUGAGGCCGCGUCUUCGUCGCGCUACCAGGCCUAAUUAGUGGCUCUUUCUGCUCUCGAUGGAUUGGUCCUCCUCCCGUCCUUCCUGCUCUCCCCCCCCCACGCGCCUCCUCGGGAUCUUUCCGGAGGCGGGGCUGCCCGCGGUAGGGCGUGGUAUAGGCGUUCUUGGCGCUCCCGGGCGCCUGCGCCCUGCCCCACACGUCCGGCGGCGCGCCGCCCCCCCAAGCCCGGGGCUCUCGGGGCGGAGCACGCGAGGGCGCUCUCGGGACGGGGCCAGAGCGUUUUGGAACACUCUCGGAGCGCUCCGACACGCUCUGAAGCGCUCGAGACGCCUUGACAGGGCCACUGGUCCUCGCAGGCGCUCGAGGGAUCUCCGCCCGGUCUCGCCCUCUUCCCGGCCUUGUCCCAGCUCUCCGUGCUUGAGAGCUGGGCUCUCGGGCCCCUGUCCGCACCACAGCGCAAGCUUGAUUUGCUCUCGAGUCCAGCACAUCCUUGCAGCGUGUCGCCCACUGACUGCGCGGCACGUGGAGCUGCAGGAGGAGAGCAGACGGG